This is a messenger RNA of Vigna unguiculata (cowpea), 1976 nucleotides long. RefSeq names its product CBS domain-containing protein CBSCBSPB3-like. Lineage: Eukaryota; Viridiplantae; Streptophyta; Magnoliopsida; Fabales; Fabaceae. Gene Ontology annotation, molecular function: protein binding. The record is from RefSeq and is a predicted model, not a curated record.
AAAGAAAAGAAAGGAAAUAAAAGUUAUCUUAAUGUGCAGGUGAGGGAAGAGAGAGGGCCCGCAGAACCCUAACCUCUGUGUUGUGAUAAAGAUUGAUAAAGCUUCAUAAAAACACAAAAAAUAAGCGCCAAAUCUGAAUCAUGCAAACACCACCACACACCAUGAGCACCCCUAACCCGUCUUCCAGGAGGCCCAGACGCCCUCACAAAAAGUCCCUCUCCCUCCCCGCCCGUAACGGAAUAACCGCUCCGGAAGAUGGCGGAGAAAGGACCGUUAGGAAUCUCCGUUUGUCCAAGGCCCUUACCAUCCCUGACGGAACCACCGUCUCCGACGCCUGCAGACGCAUGGCCGCGAGACGCAUCGACGCCGUUUUGCUCACGGAUUCCAAUGCUCUGCUUUCCGGAAUUAUCACUGACAAGGACGUUGCCAUUAGAGUCGUCGCCGAGGGGAUGAAACCGGAGGAGACGACGGUGUCCAAGGUCAUGACGCGGAAUCCCGUCUUCGUGACGUCUGAUACCCUUGCUCUUGAAGCGCUUCAGAAGAUGAUCCAGGGUAAAUUCAGACACCUCCCAGUUGUGGAAAAUGGUGAAGUCAUUGCCAUGCUGGAUAUCACCAAAUGUCUUUACGAUGCCAUAUCUAGGGUGGAAAAAGCUACUCAACAAGGGAAUGCCGUUGCUGCAGCAGUUGAGGGAGUGGAACUCCGACUGCCUGGUCAUCUGUCUGUUCCAAAUACUUUUAUUGAAACAUUGAGGGAGCGCGUGUUCAAACCUUCCCUGACAACUAUAGUUGGCGAAAGUACAAAGGUUGCUAUUGCAUCAGUAUCAGAUUCUGUCUAUGUAGCAGCAAAAAGGAUGCGGGAGUUGCAAGUAAAUUCAGCUGUGAUUGUGAUGGAAAAUAAGAUUCAGGGCAUACUUACUUCAAAAGACAUCCUUCUGCGGGUUGUGGCUCAAAAUCUUUCUCCUGAGGAGACUCCUGUGGAAAAGGUGAUGUCUCCAAACCCAGAAUAUGCAUCUCCGGAAACAACAAUUCUUGACGCACUGCAUAUGAUGCAUAAUGGAAAGUACUUACAUCUUCCUGUGGUGGACAAAGAUGGAAUUGUUACUGCUUGUUUGGAUGUUUUGCAGAUAACUCAUGCUGCAAUUUCUCUGGUUGAAAGUAGUCCCGGAGCAUCUAAUGAUGCAUCAAAUACAGUUAUGCAAAAAUUUUGGGACUCAGCAUUUUCUCUAGAGCCGCCGGAAGAUUUUGACACCCAUAGUGAAGCCUCUGCGCUGGUGACUUUGGACGGGGCAGAUACCACAAAGUCUACAUAUCAGUCUGUAGGUUUUGGAAAUUCAUUUGCUUUUAAAUUUGAGGAUCCCAAUGGCAAUGUGCGUCGAUUCUACUGUGGUGCUGAACACGUAGACGAGCUUGUAUCUGCUGUUAUGCAAAUAAUUGGGGAUUUUAAUGACGGAGAACGCCCUAAAAUUCUGUAUAAGGAUGAUGAAGAUGAUGAUGUUAUUCUUGAGACUGAUAACGAUCUUGCGGCUGCUGUCAGCUAUGCUAGGUCUGCAGGAUUGAAGGCUUUAAAAUUGGAUUUGCUGUUUGCCACUUCGACUAAAACAACAAAUGUACCAUCUGAUACAGCCAGUAUACAGAAAACCAGUACAUUGUCUCUCCGUUCUGGUAUUUUUGCGGGUGUUAUUAUUCUUGCGAGCGUUAGCGUAUUGGUGUACAUAAAGCGCUCUAAACAGUAAUAUAUUUGCUAGCUUGAAAGCAAACAUGCUAUAAUCUUAUUCUGAUUAUUUCCAGAGUAUAGUCGUUGACAAAGGAAAUGAUGGACACAGAAUAGGUGUAUAUGCUGUGGAGGUUUUCUAUUUACCUCUUUUUAUCUUUUUCUGUUUGGGUCACUGAUGUGUUUAUAACUUACGAUAUAGUUGUAAGUGUUACAUUCUUCUCUGUUAAGGUGCUUUCAAUUUUUUAUACAUGAAAUUUUCAUC